Drosophila obscura is the source of this 1139-nucleotide messenger RNA. RefSeq lists its product as uncharacterized. Bases 25 to 1041 code for a protein of 338 amino acids. Gene Ontology annotation, molecular function: chitin binding. Gene Ontology annotation, cellular component: extracellular region. The record is from RefSeq and is a predicted model, not a curated record. The transcript has a single exon. NCBI's taxonomy places the organism in Eukaryota, Metazoa, Arthropoda, Insecta, Diptera, Drosophilidae.
GUAUCCCCCACCACAGUCUUCGAGAUGAGGCCAACUUUUCAAUUACUUUUGCUGCUUGUAGGAUGGGUGAGCACUUUGGCUGUGCAUCCCUUCGAUGUGGGCGCUAGAGCAUCGACCAAUCCGUGCCAGGAUGUGCGUGUGGCUGGCUUCAUUUGCGUGGACUGCACCACCCUGGGCUACUGCGUGCACGAUGGCAACGGCCAGUGGGAGACGCAAACGAUGAUGACGUGCCAGUCGGAUCACAGCUUCUACUGCACGGACGAGGGCACCUUUGGCUGCACCUGGCAGGCCAAGUGCCGCGUCCCAGUGCGUGGCAAGUUCUACUGCCAGCAGCCGGGCAUGUUCCCAGAUCCCUACGACUGCCGCAACUACCACGAGUGCAGCACCCAGAACGUGGACACACCGCGCCAGUGUGCGAACGGAGCCGCCUACUCCACCCUCACCGACAGCUGCACCCUGCCGAAGGACAGCGACCAGUGCUCGGCGGCCCAGUACGCGUGCAGUCGUGCCGGGGAGGCUGGCGCCUGGCCGGCGGACAGUCGUUUCUAUUAUGUCUGCCAGAAGGAUGCCACCGCCACGGAUACCUUCUUCCCCCUGCUGAUGCGUUGCUCCGAGGGCUAUUUCUUCAACGGUUACAGCUGUGUGCCUCCUUCCAGGCGGUCGAUAUCCUCGCGGAUGCUUGUGGAGGCAAAGCAAAGCAGAUCCUGCACGAACUUUGCCAUCUCCACGUGUCCUGACGCCACGGCCAGCGGUGAGUACUGCCUGUGCCUCAACGGAACACUGCAGACCCAGCAGUGCCCCGAGGGCGCGUACUUUGAUGCCCAGCGAUUGGUUUGCCGGAUAGGGGACGCCAUGGAUCCCGCCGAAGUACCCUCGACCACCGGAGGUUUCUGUCAGCGCGUGGGAAUGGUUGGCGAUUUGGCCAACUGUUCGAUAUACCAUCAUUGCGAUGCCGUGGGGGCAGCGAUGAAGCAGUCCCAGUGCCCCACUGGAAUGAUUUUCAGUCUCACGAAAUUCGUUUGCGAGGCGGGAACUUGUUGAGCAACAAAACAACAAAAGAUUUACUCUCCCAAAUAACAACAAAAAACAUUAAGAGUAGCAAACAUUAAGCAUAAAUAAACGGCAGCAAUCCAAUCCAA